Hevea brasiliensis (rubber tree) is the source of this 1503-nucleotide messenger RNA. Its product is annotated as dof zinc finger protein DOF5.4. Gene Ontology annotation, biological process: regulation of DNA-templated transcription. The transcript is spliced from 2 exons. NCBI's taxonomy places the organism in Eukaryota, Viridiplantae, Streptophyta, Magnoliopsida, Malpighiales, Euphorbiaceae. Gene Ontology annotation, molecular function: DNA-binding transcription factor activity; DNA binding. The record is from RefSeq and is a predicted model, not a curated record. Bases 276 to 1286 code for a protein of 336 amino acids.
UCAGAAGCUCAUCCGGUUUUCACACGCUCUCUCUCCCUCUCUCUCUCUCUCUCUCUCUCUCUCUCUCUCUGAUUUCUGAGUUCCCAUUUCUCUCUCUGAUUUCUGAGUUCCCAUUUCAGAGAAUGGGUUAAUGUGAGCAAUUUCAACGGGGAAACUGGACUGUAAACAACAAUCUUGCCUUUUCAACUCUGUUUGGAUUAUUAACAAACAAUUUUGGUUCGUAUUAGCAAGCUAUAGUGUUUCUUUCGAGUACGACUUGUAGUGGAGGCUAAGAGAUGCAAGAUAUCCACUCAGUUGGUGGCGGAGGCCGGUUAUUUAGCGGCGGAGGAGGUGACCGGAGGCUGAGGCCGCAUCAUCACCAGAACCAACAAGCAUUAAAGUGCCCAAGGUGCGACUCACUCAACACCAAGUUCUGCUACUACAACAACUACAACCUUUCACAGCCACGCCACUUCUGCAAGAGCUGCCGUAGGUACUGGACUAAAGGCGGCGUCCUCCGCAACGUCCCCGUUGGCGGGGGCUGUCGCAAGACAAAGCGGUCUAAGCCCAAACAAGCCACCUCCACUGCAGACCCUGCCACCACCUCAACUAAUACAGCAACUACAACUAUCAUUACGACGCCGGCACCACCACCACAGCAGCAGCAACAGCAACAACAACAACAACGAGAGCGGAGAUCAUCAAAUUCUCAUUCUAGCAGCGAAAGCUCCAGUCUGACAGCCACAAAUACGACAACGGCUAACAAUGGUUUAGAAGCAGUUUCUGCGCAUUCUUCGAGCUCUGCUUCUAAUAAUGUAUUGAAUGGUAUUGGUGAAUCUAAGCUAUUUUCACAUAGCUUUGAGCCUGGUUUGCUAGAGCAAGGAGCCGACUGCGGGAUCUUCUCAGAGAUUGGAAGCUUCACAAGCUUAAUUACCUCUACGAACGAGCAGUUGCCAAUUGGAUUCGGUAACAUAAUGAAUUUUAAGUGUUUUGAACAUGUCCAUCAGAAUCAGAAUCAGCAGUGGCAACAGCAGCAACAGAAGAUGGUGGGUAUUAGUGGGGAGGAGAUGAAGAUGCAGGAGAUGGCAGGAGUAUUGAUUGAUCAGACGGUUCACGUUGAGUUAUCAGCUUUGCCGAGUAGUGGAUCAGGAACUGGGGGGUUUGGACCGUUGGAUUGGCAGGGUACUGGAGAUCAAGGUUUGUUUGAUCUUCCCAACGCCGUUGAUCAAACUUACUGGAGCCAGAGUCAGUGGACUGAUCAGGAUCCCCCGAGUCUCUAUCUCCCGUCCUUGAUGAACUUCCUGUAGUUCUGUUGCAGUUACAGAAUGAUGACCAAUGUUCAUAGUAAAGACACCUUUCCAAGUCCCUGUAUGAUCUCUAAGCAACCCUCCUGUAUUAAAACCAUCAAUGUUGAUUUUACACCCCCCUGAAUCUGGAGAAUGCCAGUCUAUAAGCCUCUCAGUGUGAGAAUAUUUAUCCAUCGUCCGCGGCUCUAUCAACAGUUUAACCAUCAUUGCUGUUUAA